ACUCCCUUGAAACAUCCACAGUUAAGAACGUCAUUUAUGUGGUUAAUUCUUUCCUUUAAUAUUUCGUUUUGGGGCUUCCGUGCGUUGCUCUAUGCUGGUACGGAUGUGUCUUUUUUCUCGCAAUUUGUGACCAAAGCCUUUGCAUAAUAAUAUCCUCCGUAUUACGUACCAACUAAUGUGGCAUUAAAAAUCGUCGUUAUGAAUACUAAAGCUCGUUGACCACUUCUUCUAGAGGCAUAUAAGAAAUCUGUGAAGUGAUGCACGUAUACUUAAAGAAUGGAAAUCAAAGGCGCUGGUUGACAGAUGUACAUUUAAAGGAUGGCUUCUGCCCAUGUAUUGGGGAACAGAAUAAUACUCUUUCAUACCCUGAAGUGGCUCGCAUGGAACCUGCAAUAUGGUGUAAAGUUCUGGUAUUAGAGUCAGUAUCUAUUGACUGUGAUCAAAGGAUAGUUAGUUGGUCCACUGAAAGCAAUGAGGAAGAUGAAAGAAAUGGUCAAAACCAAUACUGCAUCAAUGAAGAGUGCUCAGGUUAUGAUGCUGAAGAUGAGCUGUUUGAUUUGGCAAGGAGUGUCAUCAACAAAUCAACCCAAGAAACAAGGGAGUCUGAAAAUGAUUCGCUGAGUAUCCUUAGGAUGCUUCACUGCUUUGUUUUGCCGAAAGUAACGUUGUACAAAACUGAUGUGGAAAAAGUUGAAUUGGCUAAGGUUAUGCAGAUACAUUAUAUUGAAGCCCUGGAUGCCAAAAUUAAGCAACACUGCAUGAAUCUUGAUGUAAUCCAAGAAGAGUUGGAUGUACAACGAGAAAACUUUCUCCCAAGUCUUGAGGACAUGAUCAAAGAUAAACUGUGUUCCCGAAUGUUUGUUGAUUUACUGCUGGAGGAUAUACAACACGAGGAAAAGAAAACUAGAAAACAGAUGGACAUUGCCCAAAAUGAAGUUGAGAUUGCCAAGCAACGGUUAGAAGUUAACCAUAGCACAGAUUCCAGAGGGCAACUUUAUCAAGCAAGAGAAAGCAGGAAUUUUCUACAUAAUAAACUCGAACUACUUGUGACUUCCAGAGAAGUGUUAGUGAAUGUUAAAGAUGAGAUAUCUGAUGAACAGGAAGUGCAAGGAUGUCGUAUUAUAGAUGACUAUAUGGAAAAAAGGGAGGCUGUACAGCAAAUGAAAGAGGAUCGAAGCAAAUAUGUUCAGCAGAAGAAUUGUGCAUUAAGUGUGCGUGAAAUGUUAGAUGAAAUUCUGCACGACCUGAACACACARGGGUUUGCUGAAGCUAAUGAUACUGAUUUACAAGGAGCAAGAGCAACUGAUGUUCUUCAAAAUUCAUGGUAUCAUCCAGAGUGGCAGAAGCUGAGYGAGAGAGUUGCAACAAUCGUCUACAACCCUGACCACCCAGUAGGGGCUUCAUUUGAGAGUUUCUGUUCCGAAAUAAGCAGGAUGUGUGAAGAACUCAUUGGUUUGGGUAAACUGAGUGAUGAUUCUUGUCUGAUGGACUAUGAUAUCAACCAUUUUAGUUUAGAUGUAACAGAGGAUCAACUCGGAGGGAGCAACAGUAGAUGCAGUUUGAAUGAUUUUAUGGUGGAGUCUUAUCGACAUAGACUUGGUGAAAUCAAAAAAAUUAUCUUUGCCCACUUAAAAAAAAUUACAGAGCUCCUUGCUGAACAAUUCAACAGCCGAGAUAUGAUGUUUCAAAAUAAAGUGAGACUUGCAUACGAGCAUUGCUUCUAUGAAAAAGAGCAUCAAUACAUUGAGUGUGUUUAUGAACUCGCACAUCACGAGCAUGUUGCAAAUCUAGAAACUGACAUUAAAAGAUUGAAGAAACUCCCAAUCAAGCUCUUAGACUUGCAAAUGAAAGAUGAAUGGUGGCAUGAGAUUUUCGAGCAAAGAGCCAAAAUCGAGGAACUAUCUUCACAAGUUGUCAGGCUUGAAAAUGGCACUUCUGAAUCUGAAACGUCGGAUGAAAGUUACGAAGGGGAAGAUGACCUAGAUGGCCUCAAUGUUGAUUUACCAUUUGGAAUAACCUCAUUCAAUGUCAAUAACCGCAAAGAACAACUGUCAGAUUGCAUCAGUGUCAGAAGCUUUUUCAUCAACACUGUCAGAGAACGUUCAAAAACAUUUAAUGUUGAUUUCUCUAGUGAUGAGUCAGAUGAUGACAAAGAAGAUGGACCCGUUAACUCCAAACCACGUCCUAUGUCUUGUGGUAAUUAUUUAAGUACCAGCGCUCCUCAGAAUUCGAAAGUGUCACUCAGUGAUCUGAUAGAUAAGUGGGACUCUAAAGAAAAACCAACAAGAGAUUCUAUCAAGCAAAGGCAAUCAAAAAGUCAGAAUCAAAUAAACUGUUCUGAAAAGAGCCAAAGCCCCACUCUAGAACUCCAGAAAGAUGACACAUUUGAGUACCACUUUGGCCCUGCAUUGCAGAACAUGAAGGAUGUAUUUAAGGCCACAAGCCCAGUUUCAAAACUCAAGUGUCUAACUGCAUCUCUGAGAAAAAUUGCUGACAAGGUAUCUGAGUUGCGUUCACGUGAGGGUAAAGAUAGCUUUUCCACAGCUGUGACUGCUGAGGAUCUCUUGCCACUUUUGGUUCUUAURAUGCUUCAAUUAGAGCCUUAUGAGGUUGCAACAUUGUGGCCACAGUUAGCUAUGCUAGAGGACCUAAUGGCACCUUUUCUUAAUUCUGGAUGCCAUGGUUGGGCCUUGGUGGAGUUCCAGAUAGCUCAGCGAAUCCUCGCAGACCUAUGUUCUAAAUUUUAGUGCAUCACUCUUGUUUGGGAUC
This is a messenger RNA of Actinia tenebrosa (Australian red waratah sea anemone), 2769 nucleotides long. RefSeq lists its product as uncharacterized. The record is from RefSeq and is a predicted model, not a curated record. Lineage: Eukaryota; Metazoa; Cnidaria; Anthozoa; Actiniaria; Actiniidae.